Molecule: messenger RNA, 2027 nt
Organism: Orbicella faveolata
Lineage: Eukaryota; Metazoa; Cnidaria; Anthozoa; Scleractinia; Merulinidae
Source: RefSeq, a predicted model, not a curated record
GACUAGCAUCCCAUCUAGGGGGACGUAAAAAUAAACCUAGUCGCUUCAUGUUACAGAACCGGGACGAGCUCCGGCCAGAGGGGCCACUUCGCCGGUAUGCAGACUUGACCUUUACCUUACUGACCACAAGACAAAUAAUCAUAGUUGAACCUUGAACUGUGUUUUUCAGAGCUGGAAGGGAUAUGAAAUGUUAAGCAAACUGUUUAGAGACGGAUUGGCCUGAUGUAUGCGUAAAACUCUAGACCUAAUGGCCCAGGUUGGAGCGUUCUCCAAGGGUCACUGAGCUGUGUUCCUAAGCACAUCAUCUAAUUUUGGAAUGAUUUCCGCCACCUUGUGGUAUAAAUAGGGUCGCCUAGGUGCCAGGCCAACCUAAUCUGCGGUCGGGCGUUGCUUUUCUGGGCAAACGAGAGAAAAAUGAACGCCUGCUCGAGGUUAGGUCAAAAGGUAACCUAGAAGGGACUUACACGUCAUCGAGACGAGCAAGGAUUCACGCUCGGAGGCUGGGAAUAGCUUUACUAGUGUGUGCAUAGCUACAGUAUUUACCAUUGGAAAGCUUAUCAUGAAUUUUGGAACUUAUACACAGAAUGGUUGCUUUCCAUCACCUCUGAUUAGACCAGUGACGAGCAAUUAAAGUAACAAAGUGUCCUAUACUAUUACUAGUCCAUGAUAUGAACUGUACAUGUUUUGGUGACUAAACUAUUUUCCCAUCUUCCACAGACCAUCACGUUCAGCUCGCGAAAUUAUCCCACUUGACAAGUGGGAACUCCUUCCAGGGCAAAUAGAAUACGGGGAAGAGCUGGGCCGAGGAGCGUUUGGUGUGGUUUACAAAGCAAGUCUAAAAAGACGAGUUGGGAUAGAAGUAUUUGACACUGAAAAAAUACUGAAGCCAGAGGAGCCAUGCCAGGUGGUUGCUGUGAAAGUGUUGCAAGAUGAUCCAAGCGAACAACAAAAAGAGGAGUUCUUGCAGGAGAUCGAGCAGAUGAAGCUGUUGGGUGCACAUCAGAAUAUUGUGUCCCUGGUUGGGUGUUGCACUUUGCAGGAGCCCAAAUUCCUGGUGAUAGAGUAUGUUCCUUUUGGUGACUUGUUGCAUUGGUUACGACGCAGAAGACAAAAGAACAAUCAAAACCAGACUACUGGGGAUAAAGAGGAGAGAAAGUGUUAUGAAGAUAAAGAGACGUUUAAUUCUCGAGAAGAAGAGAGCGGAUGUGGGCAAGUCAAUACUGUUGCCAUUCAGGAAAAAGACCAUAAUCAGAAAGAGAUCAAUCAACCACUGCCAGGACAAACUUUGCAGAUGAUAGAGUUGCCUCCGUCACCAGAUAACAGAGAUAUCACCCUUGGUACAACCAUGUCCUCUGGGAAUCUUUCAAAAGAAACGAGUAACGAUUUUCUGGAUGAGAAAAACUUCGAGAUGCUGUCGAUACCAUCGACAUCACAUGGAGUCAGCAACUCUUCUGGCAUAUCCAUAUCAACUGAAAGUGUUUAUGAUGAUAGCUAUGACGAUGAAGAAGAAACAGAUAGCUUUGAUGCUCAAAAGCUGCUUUCUUUUGCUUGGCAAAUAGCAAAGGGAAUGAAUCAUCUCGCAGAGAAAGACUUAAUUCAUCGUGACCUUGCAGCCCGUAAUAUUCUGGUUGGCAAUGAUGGCCGAGUCAAAGUGUCAGACUUUGGAUUGAUGCGGCAAAUCUAUGAGGACGUGUACAGCGGGAAGAACACGAAGAAGCUUCCUGUAAAAUGGAUGGCCCCAGAAUCAAUUUUUGACAGCACUUAUACCAUCAAGAGUGACGUCUGGUCCUUUGGUAUACUUCUUUGGGAAAUGGCCACCAUGGGAGGUGUUCCUUAUCCCACGUUGAGUAACUCAGAGCUGUAUAGACUUUUGAAGACUGGUUAUCGCAUGGAAAGGCCUGAUAUGUGUUGUAAUGAAGUGUAAGUAGCUAACUUGGUAGAGUCCUACGCUAUUAACCUUGUGGAAAGUGAACUGAUCAACAUGACACAAGCUUAGGACACAGAAAAAAUCUGAGUCCCCGACAGGA